AUGCCGUCCUUGCGAAACGUUCUACACAGACGUAACACUCUGACUGAAAAGUCUUUACAAUCUGCAGCCGGUAGCGGCAAGUCACAGAGUGGUCGCUCAUCUCCGCCACCACCGCCGCCCCCGGAGAUCACCUUCUUGCACACCGAUACAUUCGGUCAGGAGGAGAUUAUUCCGCCUAGUCGAGAGAAACAUGCGUCCACCGGGGCGUUGACGACAGAGUCCCCCCUUGAGAUCCAAUUCAUCGCAAUCGCUUUCGACGCCGUCUCCCCCCGUUCCCGCGAGCGUCGCCUGUCCAAUCUGCUGCACCGAAACAGUCGCAGAGUCUCCCAAGAGUCAUCGACGAACAUCCCAGAAGGGCUACCCCAGAUUAAGGAUGAUCAGGCGGUAGAUAAGCAAGAGCGUGAGGCUCAGUGGGAGAAGCGGGCGACGGUACUGGUGCAGAACAAUCCCCAUUUCGGACAGAUACAUGCAUCUCCCGUGUAUUCGCAGGGGGACUUGGUUGUUCCGGACGCGGGGUCCUCCAGAUCCAGAAGUUCUAGUCAAAGUCGGGUUGGCGACCAUCAAGAUGAUGUCAACAUUCAGGAAGCGAUUAGGUUACACGAGGAGGGAGACCUGGAGCGAUCUACGGCAAUGUUUGGUCAAUUGGCUGAUCCCAAUGGACACAACAACGCACUCAGCCAAGUCUUGUACGGUCUAGCACUGCGACAUGGCUGGGGGUGCACAAAGGAUGAAACCCGCGCCGUCGAGUAUCUUUCGGCGGCGGCGACCAACUCGGCAGCUGUUGAGUCAGAGGCACUUCGUGCAGGCAUGAAGAAAGGUGGAGAAGCCAAGGGCGAGCUGGUUCUCGCUAUCUUUGAGCUGGCGAAUUGCUUCCGCAUGGGCUGGGGUGUAAAGAGAGAUCCCGCUGCUGCCAGACAAUACUAUGAGACGGCGGCUAAUCUGGGAGACACCGAUGCCAUGGACCAUGCAGCUUGGUGCUACCUCGAGGGGUUUGGUGGGAAGAAGGAUAAAUUCAAGGCGGCAAAGUACUAUCGACUCGCCGAAGAGAAUGGUAAUCCUACCGUUGGAAAUUCCUGGAUCUGGAAGGAUAAGUAUAACCCCAAGUAA
Molecule: messenger RNA, 1107 nt
Organism: Penicillium diatomitis
Lineage: Eukaryota; Fungi; Ascomycota; Eurotiomycetes; Eurotiales; Aspergillaceae
Product: tetratricopeptide repeat protein
Exons: 7
Coding region: 1-1107 (368 amino acids)
Molecular function (GO): protein binding
Source: RefSeq, a predicted model, not a curated record